This is a messenger RNA of Cylas formicarius (sweet potato weevil), 2106 nucleotides long. Its product is annotated as galactosylgalactosylxylosylprotein 3-beta-glucuronosyltransferase P. The coding region runs from base 428 to 1384 and encodes 318 amino acids. Gene Ontology annotation, cellular component: Golgi membrane. Gene Ontology annotation, molecular function: galactosylgalactosylxylosylprotein 3-beta-glucuronosyltransferase activity. NCBI's taxonomy places the organism in Eukaryota, Metazoa, Arthropoda, Insecta, Coleoptera, Brentidae. The transcript is spliced from 7 exons. Gene Ontology annotation, biological process: chondroitin sulfate proteoglycan biosynthetic process; carbohydrate metabolic process. The record is from RefSeq and is a predicted model, not a curated record.
UAAAAACUACCCUUACACGAGAAUAGUGGAACAAACCGAAAAGUGACAGAAACAACUCCCAACAAAAAUUUUGCGAAAUAUGCUUAUAUUGUCAUUCUCCCUGCUUGACCAAUUCGUGUUUUAAUACGGCCUAAGAUAUUCAUUAAAAUGUUGUUGGAAACGAGAAUUGUAUUUAGUGUAUAAUUAAAGGGACGUAGCAAUAAAUAAUAUUUAUAAUGUCCCAUAAAAUGUUUCGCAAAUUAGUUAAGCACAAGCACAUAAGUUGCUGGAAUGUAUGUUGCAUUUAACUUAAGAGCAAUAUGAUAAGAGCAGGAUAUAAGAGCAAAAUAAAUUUAAAAUAAAUAGGAAGCUCUUUGUGAUAACCACCAGUCAAACUUUGAUGACGAUUAUAAACGCGUCGCAUUUGCCUACGGAAAAAUGUUAAAAUAUGCUUCUCUAUAUUCUUGGAGAGAUAGCUUCCAAAAUUAUGAAGAUUCCUAUGAAAUUGUACCUUAUAAUAUUUGUAUGCGCAACAGUAUUGUUUGUACAGUAUCAUGUGUAUAAUCCGUAUACUACAACACAAAGUGAUUACGCACAGUUUGAAAGAAGAAUACACGCACCGUGUGAAGCUUUAGUGGACAAACCGGGAACAGAUGUUGUUCCUUUAUAUAUAAUUACGCCUACAUAUAAAAGACCGGAACAACUAGCAGAAUUAACUCGACUAUCGCAUACACUUAUGUUAGUCCCUAAUGUUACAUGGUUGGUUGUAGAAGAUGCAUACAGUACAAAUAAUUUGGUCGAAGAUAUCCUACGAAAAUCCGGCAUUAGAUACUAUUAUAUGACAGCUCCCAUGCCAAUUCAGUAUAAAAACAAAACCAAAGGCCCAAAGCCCAGAGGAGUGUCUAAUAGAAAUAAAGGAUUAGAAUGGCUCCGAAAGAACGCAGAAUCAGGAGUAUUCUAUUUUGCUGAUGAUGACAAUACGUAUGACUUAGAACUUUUCGCUGAAAUUCGGAAAACCAAAAAUAUUUCGAUGUUUCCUGUGGGAUUGAUAACAAAAGCGGGUGUAAGUUCACCGAUUGUUAAAAACGGCGAAUUUGCUGGAUUUUAUGAUGGCUGGAUUGCUGGACGGAAAUUUGCAGUUGAUAUGGCAGGAUUCGCAGUAUCUAUAGAGUUUUUGUUAUCAAGACCGGCAGCACUGAUGCCUUUUAAACCAGGAUACGAAGAAGACGGAUUUUUAAAAAGCCUUGCCCCACUCGAACCCAACCAAGUCGAGUUAUUAGCUUCAAAUUGCACUAAGAUAUUAGUGUGGCACACCCAAACCAAGAAAAAUGAACCAUCGUGGGCUUUAGAUUAUUCAAAGUACAACAACACCAACUUAGUAUCGCUGAAAAGUAUUCUUGUCUAAAUAUUUGUACAUCUGGUACUGUAGGACAAAAAAUAAUAAUAGGUGCCUAUUUUGAAUGUAUCAUUAUAGAACUUUCAAGAACAUAUCCUCUAAAAUCUUUCACAAUUUUAACAUGACACAUAUAUUUGCUUCUAAGAAAUAUAAACACUUGAUAUAAUUCCGACAGGGCUGGACAGACCUUGUUUCAAAAUUUUUAGUUCCAUAUGCUUAAUAAUGAGAAGUUUACUGCAGCGUUAAAAUAAAAUAAAAAAGAGAUUUUGUAAGAUUACAAUAAUACUCAAGAUUAUUAUUUAGUAAUUGUUGUUUAUAUGCUGAAAAAUUAAAUUGUUGUACCUGACCGAAAGAGGAGCAACAAUACUUAACUGUACUGGACAUGUUAAAAAACUGUAAACAACCAAUUAUUACUAACCAAGGUUAUAUUUGCAUCACCUGGUGUAAAUGAAAGCAUACAACAUGCAAGAGUAAGCGCAUUCUUCCUUUAGGAUAGCGUUAUAAUUACGAUAUUAUUUUUUGUAUAUUAUGCCGUUUAUUGAUUUUAGUCAUUAGUCUUAUGAUUUGUGAUUGUGUUACGUAGCUCUAGAGUAAAUAUGGAACUUAGUUUCAUACUGAAAAUAACAUAAGGGAACUUUAAACCAAUAGUGCAUUUCCCAAUUUCUUGUAAAAUUGUAGUUUUCCUUUAAAAGAAAUAAUUGUGAUACUUUUUUAUAAAAAUUGCAAAAUAA